Molecule: messenger RNA, 815 nt
Organism: Tuber aestivum (summer truffle)
Lineage: Eukaryota; Fungi; Ascomycota; Pezizomycetes; Pezizales; Tuberaceae
Source: the annotation of a GenBank genome assembly
AUGACCGGUGGGUGAUCCUCUAUUUUGCCUACAGAUGAGAACAGAAGCUGAUCGUCACAGGCGGUGCGUCCAUUCCCUUGACAGGUGGAUCAACCGAAAAUACAUGAUGCUAAAAACCCCACUGGACAGCUUCACUUUGGCUGUGCCCCCCGGCAGGAAGUCCUAUCGAGGCUGCUCUCCGGAAGCUCAUCGGUGUAACUAUUCCACCUCACUUCGGCGAUGAGAAGGUACCGGCCUUCCGCCCACACAUGACAAUUACUUCGGACAUUCCGGACAACCUGGAUCCCAAGGAGGUCUUGGGGAAGAUUUCGCUGAGUGGGUUACUGGAGGUUAGCUUCAAGGAGCUUAAUAUCGGGUAGGCUUCUCUCCAAAGAGAUGGGGGUGGGUUAUGUUAAGGUCUUUAGGAAAACCUACUAUACUCGUGGGACCCUCCAUCUAGAACGCACCCCAGCAAUCGUUGGCCUAGCCAGGCAAUGCCGGGAAUUGUUUGCUAACGGUGGGACGGAAGAGGAGGCCGUGGAUAAAUGGGAGAAGGAAGUCUUCACGCCCCACGUUUCAUUGGUAUAUUCCGCCAUGGAACCCAUCCCAGACAACAUGCGUAAGGCCAUCGGGAAAGACCUCCAAGAGGCCAAUAUCGGGGUAUUGCACUGGAACGGCCCAAAGGGGGAGAUGAGGGGCUGGAAGGGUGGUAGCAUUGUUCUGGUAGUGGUUUUCAUUCCACGGGGAAUGCGUUGGGAAAAUAUUCUGACAUCUGAUAGGUCUCAACUCACAACCCCAUUGAAGAGUGGGAGGCCAUGGCUGAGAGAAGGCUGUAG